Neofelis nebulosa (Clouded leopard) is the source of this 701-nucleotide messenger RNA. RefSeq names its product musculoskeletal, embryonic nuclear protein 1 (gene MUSTN1). The record is from RefSeq and is a predicted model, not a curated record. Lineage: Eukaryota; Metazoa; Chordata; Mammalia; Carnivora; Felidae. Bases 260 to 508 code for a protein of 82 amino acids. The transcript is spliced from 3 exons. Gene Ontology annotation, cellular component: nucleus. Gene Ontology annotation, biological process: chondrocyte differentiation; tissue regeneration; chondrocyte proliferation.
CCAGCUGUCCUUUUCCACCAGGGCUGUGGCCCCGGGGCAGCAGUGCUCAGCGAGCCCCUAUCAUCUCUAAGAAUAAACUCUGAAGCUGCAGGCUGUGCGGACCUGAAUCAUCGGGAAGCCCAUCGAGGAGGGGAGUGGCUUUCCGGGGCAGGCAAGUGGACUAUAUAAGCCCCAGAGGGCUGGCGCUGCCCCGAUCUCUUCCACCGGCUUCUGCCUGCCAGAGGGGAGCCUUUGCAGCAGCUCUCGCACAACACCCACCAUGUCCCAGGCUGGUGCUCAGGAGGCCCCCAUCAAGAAGAAGCGCCCCCCCGUGAAGGAGGAAGAUCUGAAGGGGGCCCGUGGGAACCUGGCCAAGAACCAGGAGAUCAAGUCCAAGACCUACCAGGUCAUGCGGGAGUGUGAACUAGCUGGUUCCACCGCCCCGUCGGUGUUCAGCGGCACCCGGACCGGCACCGAGACCGUCUUUGAGAAGCCCAAAGCUGGACCUGCCAAGAGUGUCUUUGGCUAAGAAGUGCACACCAUUCCUCUCGCCACUGCCAACUCCUAGAUGCAGGAGCCUUUCCCAAAAACUUUUUUUAUGCCAGAAUACACCUUCUCACCUGCUGCCUCUGGGACUGCCGCCUAUCCCUCAGAGCCCUGGUCCCUCAGCCCAGGGAGUCUGCACCGGCACCUGGGGAACAAUAAAGAGGAUGCCCAAGUGA